CUCAGUCAGGCAUCAACAUUGUUGAAAUUAACAACGAGAUCAAAAUAUGUGAAACAAGUGAAAUAACCUAAUUCUUUUGUUAAAUAUGAUAAGUCAACGCGAAGCAGACGAAAUCGCAUUUUCUAAUGACCUUACAGGAGAUAUAAAAGAUAAAAAAUUGGCAAAAGCAAGUAAAAGUCUCAGACAGACAUUGAUUAAAGAGAAUAAAGAAUCAGAUGAAGCCAGAGUUUCUGCAGCAAUAGAAAUCCAGAGAGCAUACAGAGGAUACUCAACAAGAUGUAAUGUUUACGGCACUUUGAAUCCCAAAGUCAGCAAGACAGCAGUUUACAGUAAAAGUCAGGAUGAUGAGGCGAGGAUCCGACAGGUGGCAGAUGAACAGGUUGUGGAGUUUAAUCCACCAUCUGAGCAAGAUGAAAUUAGAAUUAUUUAUGAGGAAUAUCUCAUCACCUAUGAUAACCCAGAUCAAGACCCUUUGACCUAUGAUGAGUUUGCUGAGCGGUAUAUGGAAGCCCUGAGGGAAAGCCAACAGUCACUGGAGACCCCAGCUCCAGUUCAGCCUCCACCCCCAACUGCUGCCCAACCCACCCCCAUAGUGCCAAAAACCAGAUCUCGACUUACAGAAAGACAAGCAGCAGGGAUUAUACAGAGAGCCUGGAGGCGACAUAUAGAUAUACAAGUGUAUAGGUAUUACAGAGAUUUAAUUAAUUUCAAAACCCGAGGAAACCCUGCUUUGAUGCUGAGGUGCAUUAAUCCUAAUGAAGCCAAACUCCUGGAUGCAGCCUCAGGGGUCCAUGUUAAGUUCAGACUGGCAGGAGAUAGAUUUCCUCCCAACAUAUACUACAAGAUCUUCACUCAUAGGCCAGUCCAAGAUAUGUGUGCGAACAGUCCUAAGGAUUACACACAGCCCACUGUUAAACUAGCAAUGGCAAAAGAUAAACACAGUAAUGUCAGAACACAAGGAUUUCAGGAUGAUAAGACUAACUGGUAUAAAAGGAUAGAGAAUAAUGGCUGGAGGCUGGUGUCAGAUCGUCUUGUUCAACACCUGACAGACCCUAUAACCUGGGAAACCAGCAACAAGAAAUACCAGUACUCACAUGAUAAGCUUCAACGAAAACAAGAUGUUGAAAAAAGAAAAAAGAAGAGAAAGAUCGAAUGGAUGCAGAAAAUGUAUCAGGAGGGGAUGCUGAAGGCCAAGUCUGAUGACCCGGAGACUGUGAACCUGAUUGAGGGAGCAGCAGCGGGCAUGGUGGCUACAGUGCAGAAGAUGGGUCCCGAUGCCCUGGAGGAUUGGGAAGUGGAUGAACUCCUGGACUGGACAACCAGUCUUAACUUUGAUGAAUAUCUGAAUAGUUGGAAGGAGACAGCCACAAGUGCAUAUUCAGAGAAACAAGUUGUCAUGAAACAAUCUAAAGAUGAUCGUGUAAGGCUGAUGACUGGUACACUAGAUCCCUAUGAAUUCUCCAUCUCGACUGGCCCCUCUCGCUAUCAAUCUACCCAGCAUUCCAGGAAUACACCAGCAUCCAGUGUGUCAGGGCAACUCCAGGUCAAUGGGUGAAGGUCAUCUUAAAGUGAAAGUUAAUCAGAGGUCACGUCAAAUUUUGAUGUCAAAAAAAAAUUGACAGUGUAUACAUGUACUUACAGAAAAUUUAUUUUCAGUAAGAUUCAAAUUUCACUGCAGAUUUUAUACUGGAGAUAUUCUAUUCUCUGAAAAAUUUCUUUCAAUUUGUUACAAAUGAACGGCAUUUAAUUUCUAUAAUUUUACAAUUUUGUGCCUGUUAAUUUUAUUUGUUCAUUUGCUUUUUGCAUAAGAUCAUGUGUGAAAUCAGUGUUUAUCUGUGAUAUUGAAAGUGAAUGAAAACACAGUUACUUGGUUUUGAUCAGAAAGAUGCCUUAUAUAUAAUGUAUGCCUUAUAUAGUUUGAAAAUUGUUUUUGUUUUAUUAAAUAUUUAACAUU
Molecule: messenger RNA, 1954 nt
Organism: Saccostrea echinata
Lineage: Eukaryota; Metazoa; Mollusca; Bivalvia; Ostreida; Ostreidae
Product: protein MFI-like
Exons: 14
Coding region: 86-1555 (489 amino acids)
Molecular function (GO): protein binding
Source: RefSeq, a predicted model, not a curated record